CCACACGGGGCCCUUCAGCGCUCCGGCUGAGCCAGGUAAGGAUUCUUACAUUUGAAGAUGCCACGCUACGGGACAAUCGUUGUCAUUAAAAGGAAUGGGACUGAUGGAAUUGUUUUUCCACUCACCUCAACUUCUUGUUUAUUUGGAAGGAAAACAGAAUGUGACAUCCGCAUGCGGCUGCCCUGGGUGUCCAGCGAGCACUGCAAAAUCGAGAUCAACGAGAACAAGGAGGCAGUGCUGAUUAAUUUGAGCACAGUGAACCCCACGCAGCUGAACGGGGCUUGCUUUGAGCAGCCUGUUCUCCUGAAGCAUGGAGAUGUUUUAACCAUCAUUGAUCGUUCUUUCAGGUUUGAAUAUCCUCCGCAAUCAGCUUCUAAAAAGAGGCAUUCCAGGUCUCCAAAAGAUGAAACUCUGCAGGUUCUUCAUGUUCAGCAGGUGGCAGAAGUGGAAUUAUUACACAAACAAUCUUCAGGAGCUAAAAGUCUGGAUGUCUCAGAUAAUGCUGAGUGUGAAGAAAAAAAUGCCAAUGAAAAGCAAAAAACUCCAGAGAAAAAUUCUCCUAGAGUUUUCCCUGUCAAAUUCCAAACACCCAAAUCUUCACAGAGAAUGCAUCAUCUGCUUAAAAAGCAAAAUGAAAUGUCUCCCUUUAGUAAACUCUAUGAAAAUCUGAAAAAGGAGCUGAAAGCAGAAAAUUCUCUGCGCAAGGGAACUGCAAAAGAAGAGCCUGGGAAGGUUCUGCCAGAGCCAAGUCCUCCCAUUUCAUCCCUGGGUAGUUUUUUUGAUGUGAGCAGCCUGAGUAAAAGUAAUGAAACAGACACAGUUGAAGAAUGUUACAUUGUGAGAAGAGAAAUAGAAGACAGCUCAGGGGUUAAACGGCUGUCAGGUGGAGGAAGAAUUUACAGGAGGAGUUUACCCAAGAGGCUUCAAAAUCUCAUUUCAAAGGAAGUGUUAAAAUAUACUGGUCAGAAUCUACUGCGGGAUCCUGAAAGAUUCAGGACACCAGGCAGAUCCCAAGGCACUGCAGCUACACCCAGACCCAGCAAGGAGAACCACAAGAAUUCCCAGUUUCUGGUGGAUCAGUGCUGCAUAGAAAGGAUGGAGUGUCCAAUGACGGGGAUAACGUGCAGCCCCACAAUGGCCACCCUCAGUGGUGCUGAAGGAGGUAAAGGUGUGCUGAGCACACCAACAACCAGGAGGAAGAGCCCUCGGUCUCUUUUUGUGUCACCUCCCAAAGAAAGCACUGGAAUGAAUCCUGGAAAUGCUGAUACUCCAAGGACCCCACGGCGUGGGUCAGGAAAACUGAAGUCACUUCCAGAAAUCCCAGCUGGAGCUCCAAGGGAAGAUUCAGUGUGCAGAAUUGAUAACACACAGCUGCCUUUGCCAGAAGACAAAAGCUUAAAGCAAAGACGAAGCAGCAAACAACAAACACCAACAAAACCUGUCCAAGAAGUGCUGAAAGAAAUCUGGGAUCAGGCAAACCUGCGUAACUUGAAGGUGGGAGGUUGUGAAACCCCUGCCUCUCUCUCUAAGUCCAAGAGUCCCAGAAGAAAGAGCAGGGAAAGUAAAGAAUUCUUGGACAAAAGUGCCCAUGCAGAGGCAUUGGCUUCAGAAGGGAUGUUGGCAUCUCCUGCUGCUCAGACACCUGGAAGGAAGAGGGGAAGGCCAAGGACCCCUGGAGUGUUGGGUGAAGCAGCAGUGGAGACAAACACAGCUCAGGAACAUCCCAGUUCAGGCAGAAAAGCCAGUGGAACUCCAGCAGAGCUGGCCAUGGACACGUGUCACCAAAGCCAGGGUUUGGAAGAGGCCAGUGCUGCAACACCUCGGAGACCAUCAGCCAAGAGAAGAUCUCCUGGAAGUGCUGCUGAGCUGAGAGACACUGAGCCUGCCUCAGAAACCAAAGCUGUUGGCCUCCUGCAUGGACAAGACUCAGGCAAGACAAAAAGAGUCUCUCAGAAGAGGAAAAGUGGUGAAACACUCCCUCAGACUUCAGGCAAAAGGAAGAGAGUGUCUUUUGGUGGCCAUCUGAGUCCAGAACUCUUUGAUAAAAGUUUGCCUCCCAACUCUCCCCUGAAGAAAGGAGCUCUCCCUGCCAGGCCGAGUUCACCCUAUGGAAACUCCCCUCGGGCUGUGCUCAAAAAGGCUCAGGGCUUGAAGCACUUGAUAGAUCAGGAAGAAAAAAGAUCACCCAAAAACUCCCCAGCCCAGCAGUCCCCAGGAGCCUCAUCCCUUGUCUCAGGGAAGGCAACACCCAAAAUCCCUUCAGGCUCUCCAGCCCCUUUCAGGAGAGGGCGUUUCUCCAUCUCCCAGCCCCCCACACCGUUGCCAAUUGCAGAGGAGAAGGAUGAAGACCUGCAGCCAGAGGGGAGCAGUGGUGUCCAGGGGAAAACACCAAAACCUUCUCCUGCUCCCCAAGAUGCCAAAGCCUUGGUGACAGUGACACCUGUCAGGUCAGCCAGAGGUGGCCAGCUGGGUUUGAAGGGCUCUGCCAGGAAGAGCAGAGGUGGGGCUGUGGCUGCUCUCAGUGCCAAGAGGAGAAGUGGAGCCUCCAGUGCCAAUUUAUUAGUUGCAAAAUCUUGGGCAGAAGUGGUAAAAUUGGGAGUUCCAAGACCACAGUCAAGGACUGUUAAAAAGAAUGUCUGUAAAGGAAGAGCCCUGAAGAGGAUCAACCACCCACCAAAGACUCCAGAGAAGAAGAUAAAAGAUCACUUCAGCACAGGUCAUGCAGAGUCACCUGCUACCAUAGUUGUAGGUAAAGCUUAUUCCACCAGAGUCAGGUCAGCUGGACAUGUCCCCAAAGUGGUAAAAAAUCCCAGGCUGAAGCUCAACAUGGAUAUGGAUGAAAGCUUCACAGGAAUGCCUGAAAUGCUCCAAACUCCAGAAAAUCAGGGAGAAAGAACAUUUCCUUUGGCUGCUGCUCAGAAUGCUGAUUUUACACCACCGUGGGCUGCAGGGGAUAUUUCUGACUUGCACACUCCUGAGGAAUCUGGAGAGAUGAUGGUGUCACCAUUAAAUAAUUCAGAUGCUUCAGAGCAGAAGCAAGAGACUCCAGGCAUACUCUGUUUUCUGAGAGAGGAGUCAUCUCCAUCUAUGUUUGAUGAAAUAGCCACAAAAACUCCUGAAAAAAGAAAAUCUGUGCACGAAGAUAAUGUGGAUAGUUUGGCAAUAAUUCCAGAAAAAACAACAUCUCUGGUGAAGUCAGGAAGUAAAAGAAGGACUCCAAAGCAGAAGUUGGAGCCAGUUGAGGUCAUGUCAAGCAAAAGGAUGAUUUUAAGGACCCCUGAGCAAAGGUCAGAACCAGAAGAGGUUUUGUCAGAUAUCAAGAGGCUCAUGAAGACCCCAAGGCAGAAGUCUGAGCCUGCAGAGGUUUUGUCAGGCAUCAGAGAGCUCAUGAAGACCCCAAAUGAGAAAUUGGAGCCUACAGAGGUUCUGUCAGGUAUCAGAGAGCUCAUGAGGACCCCAGAGCAGAAGGCAGAACCAGUGGAGGACCUGACUGGCAUUAAGCAGCUCCUGAGGACCCCACAGCAAGAGCUGGAACCAGUCAUAGACGAAAUAGCCUUGAAAAGGUUGCUGGACACUCCAGCAGAGGGCAGGAAAGCAGGAAAAGCUGUGCCAGGUGUGACUUCAACCAAGAAAACCCCAAAGCUGAAAUCCCAAGCCGUGGAAGACAUGGUUGGGAUCAGCCGCAUUUUCCAGACACCAAAGGACAAGGGUGAGCCUGUAGAAAACACGUUUGGAAUUAGCAGAUUAAUGAAGUCUCCUAAAGAGAAAUAUCAACCAGUUGAGGAUUUUGUGGGACUGCAAAGGCUCAUGGCAGAACCCAGGCAGAAAUCUUCUGAUUCUGAAGUGGACUAUGCUGGAAUGACUGAGAUGUUUGGCACCCCAGAGGAAAUGAAGGUAAAAAAUACUUGA
Molecule: messenger RNA, 3909 nt
Organism: Sturnus vulgaris (Common starling)
Lineage: Eukaryota; Metazoa; Chordata; Aves; Passeriformes; Sturnidae
Source: RefSeq, a predicted model, not a curated record